This is a messenger RNA of Pterocles gutturalis (yellow-throated sandgrouse), 977 nucleotides long. RefSeq names its product interleukin 10 receptor, beta (gene IL10RB). Lineage: Eukaryota; Metazoa; Chordata; Aves; Pterocliformes; Pteroclidae. The transcript has 6 exons. The record is from RefSeq and is a predicted model, not a curated record. Gene Ontology annotation, molecular function: interleukin-10 receptor activity; protein binding. The annotation marks the transcript as partial.
UAUCUGGAAUAGUUCCAAAACCCCAAAACGUAAGAAUUAUUUCAGUUAAUCUUCGUAGCAUUUUACAGUGGGAUGCACCUAUGUUUCACGAAGGGAAUAUAAGUUACACUGUCCAGUCUAAAAGCAUCAAUUUGCCUGGACACACAUAUAAAAAUGUGAGCACAAACUUGAGAGUCACAGAGUGUGAUGUUUCUUCUCUAUCUGCAUAUGGAAACUACAUUUUACAGGUCAGAGCAGAGUCAGAAAAUAGCCAUUCAGACUGGGUGACCAUCAGAUUUAAGCCAAUGGAUGACACAGUCAUUGGGCCACCUGAUGUAAAAGUGAAGUCAGAGUCUGGGUCCCUGCAUGUGGAUUUCAUAGGCCCUAUUGCUGCACAUGAUAGGUGGCCUCUAAAGCAGUAUUACGGCUCGUGGAAUUACAGAGUACUGUACUGGAAGAAGGGCAGCAAAACACAGGUAGCUCACAUAGAUACUAAACAUAACUCUGAAAUAUUAUCUCAGUUGGAGCCGUGGACAAUAUAUUGUAUUCAAGUGCAAGCAGUUAUUCCCGAGUGGAACAAAACAGGGGAACUGAGUGAAGAGCUUUGUGAGCAGACAACCCACAAUGGUGUAACUCCUGUGUGGAUAAUUGUGAGCGUUCUUAUAGGAUCAAUGCUGGUUGUUGCAAUAUCUGUUCCUGGUUUUUUCUUUUCUUUUUUGUAUCUAUAUCGACUCACCAAACAUGUUUUCUGCCCUUCAUAUAUUUUCCCACAACACUUGAAAGAGUUUUUGAGCAAGCCUCCCAGCAGUUUGGAGUUUUUUCCUCCACUCCCACAAGAGGAGCAUCUUCCCUAUGACAAGCUAACUGUCAUUUCAGAAGAACCCAAAAAUCACUGUGAUGAGACCAGGGAUGAGGUCAGCAAGACAACAGAUCUCUUUCAGGACUCUGAACAAGAAGAUCCUGAUUCAGGAAUAGUACCAGCUUCAGAAAAGGCCUAA